AAAAUACUCUUUUAUAACAAGUUACAUUCUAAUUCUAAUGACAAGUGAAGAAAUUACGAAUAUUGAAAAUGGUAGCUCAAUAAGAUUGGGCCGCCCUACAACUGGCGCCGAUAUUCAUGAAUUGCAACAAAAAAUCAGUCAAGCAGAAAGGGAAUUAAAUAAACUCAAAUUAGAAUUAGAACAAACAAAACAACAAGCAAAACAAGCUGAAGUCUAUGCUCAAGAAAGUGGAAGAACCAAUCGUAAAUUAAAAACAGAAAUUCAAACACUAACAGAUAUGAGUAACCGUAAAGAUAGACAAGCUGAAAAUUCAAAAGCAACGGCCUUUUUCUUUGAGGGGCAAGUGAAGAAAUAUAUGGAUGAGAUAGAAACAGCAAGACAAGGCAUGAGCCAUCUAAGGGAAUUAGAUGAUGAAUUGAAUAAAGCAAGGAUAGAACAAACAGAGCUUGAAAAGUUGGCUAAAGAAGAUGCUGUUCAAACCAAAGCGAUAUUGAAAGCUAUACAAGAGGAGCAUGAAGAAAAGAAAGAAAAUCUAAAUUUACUUAUUGAACAAGCCUUCACUGAACUCGAGAAAACUUCCGAUGAAGCAGUACAAUUACAGCAAGAAAUUCAACAAAAAAUGGAAGCAGAAUUACAUGAAUCUUUUAACAUUCAUACCUUAGAAAAGGAGCAUCGUAUUUUUGAACAAAAACAAAUGGAGGCUGUUAAACAAGUCUAUAAUGAAGUUGAACAGCUUUUAAAAAAAGUGGAACAGUCUGAAGCACAUACUUUAUCAGAUGAAGAAAGCAUGAAGGCCAUAAAGAAAGAAAUGAAUCAUAUUAUAACUCGACUUAGGGCAAUUGAUCAACAACCGUUGGAUUCUUCUUUUAUUACAGAGUAAUUUAUAUUGAAUUAUUAUUGUUUCGAUACCUAUUUAGUUCUGUCCUUCCUUUUUUUUUUCUUAUAUUCAUAUACAUAUAUACAUACACAUAUGAAAUAACAACAAUAUAAUAAUAAUAAUAAUAAUAAUAGCAGCAUUUUGACGAAUAGCAGAAUAUACAUAAUAUUUAUC
Messenger RNA from Cokeromyces recurvatus, 1051 nucleotides. RefSeq lists its product as uncharacterized. The record is from RefSeq and is a predicted model, not a curated record. Bases 38 to 880 code for a protein of 280 amino acids. The transcript is spliced from 2 exons. Lineage: Eukaryota; Fungi; Mucoromycota; Mucoromycetes; Mucorales; Mucoraceae.